This is a messenger RNA of Hyla sarda, 9393 nucleotides long. It is a transcript of the gene MGA, whose product is annotated as MAX dimerization protein MGA. The transcript is spliced from 27 exons. The record is from RefSeq and is a predicted model, not a curated record. The coding region runs from base 373 to 9030 and encodes 2885 amino acids. Lineage: Eukaryota; Metazoa; Chordata; Amphibia; Anura; Hylidae. Gene Ontology annotation, biological process: cell fate specification; positive regulation of DNA-templated transcription; regulation of transcription by RNA polymerase II. Gene Ontology annotation, molecular function: protein dimerization activity; DNA-binding transcription factor activity, RNA polymerase II-specific; RNA polymerase II cis-regulatory region sequence-specific DNA binding. Gene Ontology annotation, cellular component: MLL1 complex; nucleus.
CGUGACCGGGACCUCGUGUUCCUGCCGCCGCAGAUGCCUGCUUGGUGACGUCACGCGCGCGGCCUCUGCGCAUGCGCGGAACCUUCUGACUAAAUCGAAGGGGGAAAAAAAAAAAAAGAAAAAAAAAACAACAACCACCAGAUAAUCUUUCUUUUACCCCCCCUCCCUCCACCGGAGUGUUCAUAUUUGAGGGCAAUAACGCGAGGGGGGGUAACCUCGGCUACAAUAAGCGCGUAAAGAAGUUCCGGGCGACGGCGGCCGUCGUGAGAUUGGAGGGGAAAAAAAAAAAAAUAAUAUUGCGAGAGAAAUGCAUUUCUUAGGCAAUCAACAAAUACAGCUGAUGGUUUAGACUACUUCUAUAUUUUUGCAACAAUGGAGGAAGAGUCAACUGAGAGAGGUGGUCCAGAAGUUGGAAGCAAACCCUCAUCAAAAGCGCCUGCUUUCUUUUUCAUACUUCAUCCGUCACAGGGUGAUGGUUCAAAAGAAGAGGGGAUCUUGGUGGCCAACAAGGAUGUAUCCUCUGUGGCACCAUUUAUAACAACUGGUGCCAAUGAAUCAAAAUCUGACUUCUUCCUUUCAUCUAAUUGUACAUCUGGGGAGAUCACUGUGACCCUGGAUAAUAACAACAUGUGGAAUGAAUUUUACCGCUGCAACACUGAGAUGGUCUUAACAAAGCAAGGAAGGCGCAUGUUUCCCUAUUGCCGUUAUUGGAUAUCUGGUUUAACCCCACAUCUGAAAUACAUCCUUGUUAUGGACAUCACUCCAUUGGAUAAUUAUCGGUAUAAGUGGAAUGGAAAGUGUUGGGAACCUGCAGGGAAUGCAGAUCCACAUGUUCUCGGUAGGGUCUUCAUUCACCCAGAGUCUCCCUCUACAGGGCAAUAUUGGAUGCAUCAGCCAAUUUCUUUCUAUAAACUCAAGUUGACCAAUAAUAUUUUGGACCAAGAUGGCCACAUCAUCCUUCACUCCAUGCACCGCUACUUGCCACGGCUACAUGUGAUACCUGCAGAAACAGUCACUGAUGUAAUACAGCUUAAUGGACCCAAUGUUCACACAUUCACUUUCCCACAAACAGAAUUUAUUGCAGUUACAGCAUAUCAGAAUUUCCAAAUUACACAGCUAAAAAUUGAUUGCAACCCUUUCGCCAAAGGUUUUCGGGAAGGGACUGUAACGGGACGACCAGCUAAAGAUUUGAAACAGAAAUCUUCAGAUCAGGAAGUGGACUCUUCAAUAAGUAAAAGUUCAGCCGAAGAAAAUGAGGAUUCUGGAAGUAUGAAAAAGCUACAGGAAUUAUUCAGAAUGUCUGAGUAUUUCGAUGGCGACAAAGAGAAUGAAGCUGUCAACUCUGAGCAGGAUUUCCUAAAGCUUAGCAGAUCAGCGUCUGAAUUUGGCAAAAUUUCUAAACAAACUGAAGAGGUGAUCAAAAGGGUCAAUGAACACUUCUAUAGGUCGUCUCUAGCUGCACCCACAGAGCAGCCUAUUGUUGAAGUUAAAAAAGAACCUGAAGAUGACUAUGAUUACAAUAAGCCGGUAACCAUGGAAGGCGUAACUGUAAAGCAAGAGCAGUCUGAUGCUGAAGUAACAGAUGACCACUACAACAGCGAUGUUGACUAUCCUAUAUUGGAGAAGCACUUUGCAAAGUUCAAAGAAGAGCCUUACUUGGAUGAAAAAUACUCUUCGGGUAGCCCAACAGGGGUUACAAAAGCUAAAUUAUUGAAACAGGAACCGGGCAGUAUGCCUGUGUUACACCUGGAGCCUUGUGCUGCUGAAAAAAACAACCUUGAGACUCCCGAUUUACAAAUGCCUGUCUUGUCUAAAACCGCAUUACAAGAUAUAGAUGUAGAUAAUUCCGCACUUUGUAGAGAGAACCCUUCUAUUCUUCCAAGCCCAAGCGUUAAGUCACAUGUUGAAGAUGACGGUUGUGUAAAAGGAAAAAGAAGAAGAAUAUGUAAAAACAAGAUCGAUGAAAUAUAUGCAACCCUUCAAACUGCACUGAGAACCUCCCGUGGCCCUAAAAGGAAAUUCCCUUCACUGAUCCCUAAACCUUCAGUAACGCCAACCCCUGGAAGUGAGGGCACUGUGGCACCCAUAGCGAAAAAAAGAGGGAGGCCGCCGAAGCCUAAACUUGCUAAGGUAGGGCGCCCUCCAAAAAUCCACGAAGCUCCACGAUUGUUACCAGAUUUCAAUCCAGACCUUGAAGAUGUGGACGGAGUCUUAUUUGUUGCUUUUUCCUCUAAGGAAGCUCUAGAUGUUCACACAGAGAAAAAACCUACAGAGACUGUAUCUACCAGUUUUUCUACUGAAACCUCCACAGAACUAACAGAGGAAAUGCAGAAGAUUUUAGGGUUGGAGCGGCAAUUGUUGAUUCAUUUGAAGACCAUGAAAUACAGGCAGGUCAUCCACCCAGCUCUACAGCAAGUGGGAAUAAAAUUGAACAUUGUGGAUCCUUCUAUGAGCAUUGAUCUGCGGUAUCUAGGAGUAGAGCUUCCACUGCUUUAUAUCACCAGUGAUACAAGAUAUGAUGAUACAGGAUUGUAUGGACAAGCUUCAGGAUUGCCAUUUGUGUCCAGGACUGGGAAAACCACUGACUACACAAAGAUAAAAGGCUGGCGAGAUAAGUUCUCUACAGAAUCGGCAACUUCAUCACAAAAAAUUAAAAUUGAAGGUGGCCGAUCGGAGAGCUCUGUAAAGAAUCUCUCAGCAUUCUGCAGCGAUGAACUUGAUGAGUAUCUAGAGAAUGAAGCAAAAUUAAUGGGUGACUUCAAAGAACUGACUCAGAAUGAGCCAGAAUCCUCUAUCAGUUAUCAGCUUCCUACUAAAAGCAGCAGUUACGUGAGGACACUGGACAGUGUGCUGAAGAAACAAGCACAACAAGCAGUGUCUUCUGUAAGUGGUACAGAACAGGUUCCCUUGCCAAGAAAAAAACGCAAGUAUACCCGCAGAGUGCCACUCCCCCCCAAAUCAGAUUCCAAACCAAGAUCUUCAGUACAAGCCCCUCUUAUUGUAAAGGAGAAGUCAACUAAACCAUACGCUUCAAUAAAGAAGGAGCAUUCUCCAUCACACUUUUUGAACACACUAACGUCCACACCAAUAAGUCCAAUGGAAUACCUUUCCAAGUCCCAGCCUAUGUUAACACCAUUAGAGGGUGAGCACGGUGGCACCGUGCAGAACAACAUAGGGAAUUCUGUGGAGGAUGACGCUCUCCGAAAUUUCCAUCAAGUUCAGUUACAGAGUCAGCAAAUUGUUUCAAAACCUAUUGGGGUUUCCAAAGCUCAGAUGAAGCUUAUUGAUUUGGAAGAAGGUGCGGUCUGCGAAGGAAAGCCACGCACUUAUAUCACAGAGGAACGCGCAGAGCUUUCUCUCUCCACUCUUCUUACAGCCCAGGCUUCACUAAAGAACAAACCUAUCCAGAAAUUGAUCAACAAGAGGAUAAACUCGUGCAACUAUGAUUUUUGCCGUUUAGGUUGCAUUUGUUCCAGUUUAGGGUCUACAAAGCACCAGAUAACUCACUGCCGCCAUGAGACCUGCAUGUUUAGUAGUGACUGUCAGAAGAACACGUACAGUGAAAAACAUGGGUUUGAGGUUAAACCAAGCACUGCAACAGACGAUGAAGCAGAGAGUGAUUUCUCUUCUAUGCCUGGAUAUGGUUACACACCUGUAAAGGUAGAACCUGGAGUUGAAUCUCCAGAUGAAAAACAGAUUAAGGAACACCAGGAAACUUCCGUGGAUGGCUUCCAUGACCGAGCCAUGAAAGGCAAAAAGAGAAAAUCUAAUGAGAUUGAUGACGAGACCUCAGAUGUGCGGACACCAGUAGGUUUUCCUAUUUGGAAUAGAUCUGAUGUAGCGGAUGAUCCAGAGCCCCUUUGUAUUCCUGAACAGGCUGAACAUCCUGAGCUGAAAAUUGUGCACAAAGGACAUGUGGAGAAGGUCAGGUCUCUAGGGGGAAGUAAACCCGGACGUCCAAGCACUAUGGCGCAUCCAGAAGACCCAGUGUAUUUGUACUUUGACAACAUGAUGACGUGUGCCCGAGUCCGUGCCUAUUCACGUAAAGCACUAGAGGAAAAGAAAGUAAAAGAUCAAAGCAUGUGUGACUUUGACGCUAAUAGCAAGGAGCAUGACCUUCACUCAACCAAGGCCAUUGAGCAAGAAAAGGAAGCAAACAAAGAUGAAUAUAUAGACAAAAGGUGCAAAUCGGUUGACAGCAAUGCCUCAACCAAGCUCAUUGAAAUUAUCUCAGACUGCAACGGGAAAGAGGAUGAGAGUAAAGUGUUAAACAUCACGUCGCAGCACAUGACCAGCAGUGAGCCACAGUCCUUUAAGUUGGGAAGCUUUGAUAUCGAGCUGAUGCAUGAAAAUACGAGUGAAGAAAAGUCCACUUCUAGUUCUGUUUGUUCUCGAGUAAAAAUUGCAAUGUCUGCAGAAAAGCAGGCAAAUUCUACACCUCCAAAGCCAAAGCCUGUUAAAUGGAAAGCCGAGAAUGUGAAGCCCCCAGAUAAGGAACCUGAAGAUAGUUGUGCGGAUAAUCAAGCAAAGUCUCAUGGAGGGAAGGGGCUGCCAUUUUACACCAAAGUUCAUCCAGCUGGCAAACUGGUGGCCCGAUUGAAGACGUCUAACAUCAGUGAAGCAGAGCUAGUUGAGGUCAACGGCAAGAAUUACCCUCAAGCAAAGCUGCUUUUGGGGCAAAUGGGAGCACUUCAUCCAGCUAACAGGCUUGCAGCUUAUGUUACGCGUAGACUUCAGCCUAGCCUAUUUCAUCUUCCCAAAGUGAGUGAAGUCAGGUGCAAAAGGGCUACUAAAAGUCCUUCAGAGUCGACAGCUGAAGAUAAGUCAGAAGACGUCUUCACUCCACCGCAGAAUAAGACUGCUGCACAAUCCAGGCCUAGCAGCAGGCUCACUCACUUUGUCAUGGGUGAAGUUGGAUCAAUGCAGAAAAGCCGUGGAGUCAGCUCAUCUGAGCCCACCAUACUUGUGUCACCAAAACAGAGCACCCAUUCUACUCGGCUCUUAUUUGUAUCUUCUUCUGUGGCAGCGGGAAAGCAAGCCCCAGCUAUUUCUACCACUUCUACGAACCUGGCGUCUUUAUCCACCACAUCGCUCUCUUCUGCUGCCUUAAGCGCUGUGUCAGCCCCCAAAGUGAAAGUGACACAGUCACUACCAACAUUAAUGCGUGUAACAAAAAUAGUAACAAAAGGCUCUUCUCUGUCCCUUCCCGCAGGCAUAGUAGUUCCUUCCACUAAUGACACUGUUUUACCAGCACUGACUCCAGCAGUGGUCAAACCCUUAGCCACUACAGGGAGUACAUCAUCAGACUCCCUUUCCAGUAAUCCUGGUAGUAAUAAAAGUAGUGGUACUCCAAUAUCAAAUGUAAUAGUAUCACCCAAUGUAACACAAACUGGAUCAGUAUCUUCUCAAGUUGGCUUAAACAUUACAUCCCCAUUGACUGUAAAAACAGUAGCCGCUUCUUCCGCUUCAACAACGAAUUCUUCUGGAGUGACCUCAGGAAAACGUUUAGGCCCCCGACUUCUUCUGAUUCCUGUAAACAGCUCCUCUGCUUCUUCGUCUCGCCCAGUACAGUGUUUGCAGACCUCUCCUGGACAGAAGAUGGUUCUACAGCCCAUAAAGAGAUCUAAUGGUGCCACUCUGUUUAGGCACCCCAGUGGUCAGCUUAUUCAGCUUGUUCCAUUGCAAGUUAACUCUGCUAAUUCUCAACAAAGCAGACAGCACAUUGUCAUCCGUAAUCCAGGUUCUGUGGGUGUCCGUCUUCCUCUUCCAACAAAUCCUAAAGCUGCAGCAACCUCUUCUAUUUCCAUUCCAGCAUCUAUCAUAUCUCGUGCUUCUGCUCCAGCUAAAUUAUCUGUAGUCUCUCCUCCUAAGGUCAUCUUAAAUAAAUCUGGGGUGACAAUUCUUUCACAAAAUCCACCAAUGCUUUCCCCUUUGGGCACAUUUGCAUUGAAAACAUCCUCACCUACAAGUAAUAGUGAGGCACCACCCCUCACUUCUCCGAAAGUUAUAACUUUCACUGGUAGCAGACGUGGCGUCCUUGCAUCUAAUGUGAUGAUCCUCCAAUCAGGAAAUGUUUCCUUGGCAAAUAAUCCUCCGCCUACAGCGCAAAAUGACAGCCCUGUAAAUCCUGCUACAAAAUCUGACAUAACAAUAAUGGGUAAUAUGCCUGACGCUCUGAGUGAUCCAAAUAAACAAGAUAAGGAGCUUUCUGAUCCGUCAUUAAGUCUUCUGCCAUCUGGCUCAGGUGUAGAGAAAAAUGACAAGGAACCCGUCAGAGAACGCGAUGAGCAACCUGCAUCUGAGAUUGUAAGUGAGGAGAAGGAAGCUGAGGAGCAAGAGUCCACAGAAGAGCAGACCGAAUCUGUGCCACAGGAGGUCAACACCUCAACUAAAGGAAAGAAAUGUCAGAAUGGACAGCAAGAACAGUCCCAGCUUAGUAUGGAUCCCAUUGAUGAAUUCCUUGCCUCAGAUGUAACCUUGUUACAAGAAGCUGAGAAGAAAGAUGUCCAGAGUCUCUUGACCAGGAAAGAAGAAGGUCCAGCAGAAAAAGGGGACGGUCAACAAAGCCCAGCAAAUAAAAAUACCAAAAGUCAAUUGAAAAAUGAGGAUAGUAGUCGUGUGACCUUAGUAUCGGAAUACAUACAAGAACAAGUAGCUGCAGGGGUACAGCAUCGUAUACAGGCUGAAAGUGAGGAGAAAGCGGAAGUAUUGUUAGAAGAAAGAUCCACAGAAUCCCAAGUCUCUGCAUUGUCAUGUGAUCAGGAUAGCAGUAAAGGUCUCCGAGCAGAUCCACAGAUAAAGCAAACUUUUUUUGACGACAAAGAAAUUCUGCAGAACCUUCAAUCUGAAGAUGAAAGUGAUGUCGAUGACUUCGUUGAUAUUGAAAGUCUGGAAGAUCUUUCCGAGAACACAAGUGAAGCUCAUCUGAAGGCAUCUGCAACUACUGACAGCAUUCAAGAAAAUGUAUUCAAUGACCGCAAGAAGGGCUGUAAGAGUGGAAUUGAUGAGGACGUGGACAUUGAAACUGUGGAAGAGCUUUCUGAGAAGAUAAAUAUAGCCCAUUUGAAGGCAUCUGCGACCUCCGAUAGUGACAAUUAUGCAAACCAUUCCAAAGAACGCAAGGGUUCUACGGUUCCGGGAGAGGACACAUUUUCAGCAACAGAAGACGAUUCCACCGUUCACGUAUUUCAUCGUCAUAACCACACACAGAAUGAGCGGAGGAGACGAAGUGAAUUAAGAGAUCUUUUUGACGAACUGAAAAAUGCUCUCGGUCUUCAUAGUCUUCCUAAAGUGUCGAAGAGUUAUAUCCUUAAACAGGCCAUAAAAGAGACUAUGAAUUUGGCAGACACCGCUGACACACUUAUUAAGAAAAAGAUGAUGUUAUCCCAGGCACAAACUCAGCUGAUCAGGAAAGUGUCAAAUCUUUCAGGGAAACCAAAAGAGGUCGUGCUGAAGAAACUGGAAUAUUUGUACGCAAAGCAGAAAGCUAUGGAGGCAGAAGUGCAAACAAAAAACUUGGAGGAUGAUGUUGCUCCCCACAAAGCAUCUAUGAAUGUUCCUUUACCGAGGAUAGAGACUUUUCUUCCCUUGAAGCUGGGGGAGGACAGUAAUGAAAGGCAAAGUAGUCAAACUAAGAAGCCUAUCAUACUUACAAGGAAACCUGUGUUGUUGUCAAAAGAGGGAAAACAGCAGUCUGGGGUCUGCACUACUUCGAAUGUUCUAUUGGUAUCUCCAGGGCAUCAGGAUCAUAGAAUAGCAGGACAGGUUGCUGGUAUUCCUCCCACACUCAUACAAGCCACUCUGAGUCCUGUGCAAGUGAAGUCAGGAACUUCUAUGGUAAUUCAGCUUCCGAGUACAAUAGAAUUGAAAAGUAUUAUUGGUAACAGUCCUGUACCCAUCUCCUUAUCUACUGUGCCAGGCAACAUUUCUAUAGAAACUUCUCCAGGACCUGCAUCAGAAAAAGAUGACCUGUCAAUGAUGCCAAAGAUCGUGAAUGUUACCUCUUUAGCUCUAGGAGCUAAGUCAGACGUGGCCAGCGAAUUGGGACUUGUCAUGCCUGAUACAGAGAGGGACUGCCAGUCUGCUGUUCUCUCCCAAGACUUUGGAAGAGCGGAGUCUUGUAUAAGAAGUAAUGCAUCAGUCCAGGAUGUAAGUUAUGUGACCGCUGAUACGUUUGCCCCCUCCACCUCUCUUCCUAUGAACAAAAUAGAAGAUGGUCCUACCGAUCCAGCAAAGAAACGCUGCAGUCUAUACUCUAGUCUCCUUGAAAACGUUCCCCAGGAAAAUGACGGCAGCCAUACGGAAGCCUCAAUAAAAAGUAAACCUGCCGGCAUUAGUAAUGCUGCUCUUACUAAAAUGGUUGAAGAUUCAGGACUCGAGCUAGAACUCAAGAAAUUAACUUCAGCCAUUGAUGAAGCCGGAUUGGAUCCCAGCGAAUUAUCCGAUACAAUGGGAGAUCCGGAAGAUGCCGAGGAAACCCUCACGUCGCUUCUCGACGAAAUCGAUUUUCUCAAUCAACAUUUAAAAGAUACAGAUGAUAAUUACGGCCCCAAUUUUUCCCUUUCGGAUACGGCAUCCCAUCGCGGCCUGAGUAAACUUGCAGAUGGAGAUUCGUCUCUUUUUUCUUUUGGUCAUUUCAAGGAAGCGGCUGAAAUAAAAGAAAAGCCCGCUCCCUUCAGUCCUCUUUUUAUGCAUUUAGAAGAGGGGGAAAUCCUGGAUAGUAUCAAGCAUAACGAAGAAGCGGGGAGUACGGUUUCUUAUGGGGGUGCAAGAAAGGGUCCCCCUCCGACCGAUGCGGUGGGAACACAAAGUGGGCUUCUUCAGCCUCCUGCUACUUUGUUAACUCCGCAAAAGACAGACAAACCUGUGAACUCUUGCCCAGAUGUGUUUUGGAGACCAAUGCCCAAGCUGGCACCGCUUGGAUUAAAGUCUCAUCCAAUACCCACUGAUCAGAGGGCUCUGGCGAACAAAUCAAUGCCAUCCUUGGCGUCGGUGGCAGUAAGACUAAGUUCACCGAAAACUACAAAUUAACCCUUUCUUUUUUUUUAUUUUUAUUUUUUUUUUUGUACUUUAGUAACGCCAAGAUUGUUUGUUUGUUUUUACUUCUUGGUGUGUACCCAUCAAAAAACAGUCCUAUACGGAAAAACAAUCCUCUAUCUACUUGAACUGACACUUUGCAUUAUAUGUACAGAUAAACAGCAGCCCGUUCACAUUGUAGGUGCAAGGCACUAUGAUAUUUGUAUGUAUGCUGCGAUCCACAUGAAUUUUUGCUGACACUACUUGUAUAAAUAUGUCGUUGUAGAAAAUGCCGCUUCUGCAAGUUGACUCUAAACACACCUCUUCCUGCUCAGCUAAAGACUUUAGGGCUGUGUUUCCAACUCAGUGUGCCUCCAG